Molecule: messenger RNA, 743 nt
Organism: Trifolium pratense (red clover)
Lineage: Eukaryota; Viridiplantae; Streptophyta; Magnoliopsida; Fabales; Fabaceae
Product: heavy metal-associated isoprenylated plant protein 24
Exons: 2
Coding region: 247-696 (149 amino acids)
Molecular function (GO): metal ion binding
Source: RefSeq, a predicted model, not a curated record
UCAUAUACAUUGUCAAUUAAUUAACUCUCAUGUCCUUUCUAUAUUUUCAUACACUUCAAUCACUCAAUUUUUUAUUCAAAUUAAGCCAUAAAUUUUGUUCUUACUAGAACAAGAUAGAGUGGUCGGUUUUGUUGUGUCACUCUCUAUCUCUUUCUCUAUAUAUAUAAACAAAGGCCAAAGUAAAUUUAUUUCUUGAAUUAAGAGCAAGUUAGCAUCAUAGUUAGGUGAAGCAAGGAGAAACAGAAAAUGGGAGUGCAGGGUACUUUGGAAUACUUGUCUGAUUUACUGAGUAGCACUAAAAAGAAGAAAAAGAAACAAACUCAAACUGUUGCUCUUAAAAUAAGAAUGGAUUGUGAAGGAUGUGCUCGCAAGGUUAAACAUGUCCUUUCUGGUGUUAAAGGAGCUAAGAAAGUGGAUGUGGACUUAAAGCAGCAGAAAGUAACAGUGAGUGGAUAUGUUGAACCAAAGAAAGUGUUGAAGGCUGCUCAAUCAACAAAGAAGAAGGUUGAGCUUUGGCCUUAUGUUCCAUACACUAUGGUGGCUCAUCCUUAUGUUUCUCAAGCUUAUGAUAAGAAGGCACCUCCAAAUAUGGUUAGAAAGGUGGCUGAUACUUCCAACAUAAAAGAGACCACAUUUGAUGAUAGCUAUGUUGAAAUGUUCAGUGAUGAAAAUCCAAAUGCAUGUUCUAUAAUGUAAUUAUUAUUCAUUAAUAAUAUUAAAAUAUAUGUUUGAUAAUAUUAACA